AUGAGCACCAACGCCAUUUUCUUAGCAGUGCUCGGUUUCAUUUGCUUCUUCACUGAAAGUGACGCAAGCCCGCACCAUCCACACCACUAUGAUUCCGGCCACGGCGAACAUGGUGCUGGCCACCAUGGACACCACCAUGAAUCCGAGUACGGCGAUGGCAAUACCAGAGGCUUUGACAAAGGGGGUCUUGGCGACUACGGUAGUCACAAAUACGGAGGAUGGGGAGGUUUCGCCAAGGGGAAAAGCUAUGGAUCACACUAUGGAUCUACUUGGGGUGACGACUUCGGUAAGGGACAUCACGACAAGGAGCACCAUGGAGGCGGUUUCGAGUAUCACGACGGCGAUCAUGACCAUGGACAUCAUGGACAUGAUCACGACCAUGAUCAUCACCCUCAUGCACACCAUGGCCAUGGACACCAUCAUGGGGAUCAUCACGAUUAUGGACACCAUCAUGACUUCGAUCACCCUUAUGGACAUGAUCAUCAUCACCACGACCACGACCAUGACGGUCACGGACACCAUGGUCACGGACACCAUCAUGACUUCGACCACGAUCAUCACCCUUAUGGACAUGAUCAUCAUCAUCACGACCACGAUCAUGACGGUUAUGGACACCAUGGUCAUGGGCACCAUCAUGGUGAUCAUCACGAUCAUGGACACCACCACGACUUCGACCACGAUCAUCAUGGUCACGGACACGACCACCAUGGGCCUUUUGAUGAUUACGGCCACGACUUCGAUCACCACGACGAUCAUCAUGGUAUGAUUUUUCGUCCUCACUGUAGAAACAGUUAA
Molecule: messenger RNA, 795 nt
Organism: Haemonchus placei
Lineage: Eukaryota; Metazoa; Nematoda; Chromadorea; Rhabditida; Trichostrongylidae
Source: the annotation of a GenBank genome assembly